Molecule: messenger RNA, 1815 nt
Organism: Scomber scombrus (Atlantic mackerel)
Lineage: Eukaryota; Metazoa; Chordata; Actinopteri; Scombriformes; Scombridae
Product: verrucotoxin subunit beta-like
Exons: 2
Coding region: 1-1815 (604 amino acids)
Molecular function (GO): protein binding
Source: RefSeq, a predicted model, not a curated record
AUGGACAUUGAAACCAGCAAGACGAUAACUGUUGCUGCGCUUGGACGGCCUUUUAAUGUUGGGAUGCUGUAUGACUGCCGCAAUGACUCUCUCGUCCCUGGUGUAUCAUUGUGGGACCACGAUGAUAUAGUACAACAUAUACAUGAAAGACCUCAGUUCUACAAUGACUUUGAGAUAGUUGCAUCUGAAUCAACUGAGGACAAAUCUUCAGCACUUAAUGUUGAUGCAUCACUGAUGGCAAGUUUCAUGACUGGACUGGUAGAGGUGGAAGGAUCUGCCAAAUACCUGAAGAAUCAAAAGACAUCCAAAAAUCAAGCCAGAGUAACACUGAAGUAUGAAGCUACCACAAAGUUCCAGGAACUGUCAAUGAAUCAUCUUGGAAGAGGCAAUGUGAAGCAUCCAUAUGUGUUCGAGAAAGGUUUAGCAACACAUGUCGUCACAGCUGUCCUUUAUGGGGCACAAGCCUUCUUUGUCUUUGACCGUGAGGUCUCUAAAGAUGAGGAUCAUCAAGACAUUCAAGGCAAGUUGAAGUUGACAAUCAAGAGUAUUCCCAGUGUUUCGAUAGAAGGUGAAGGGAACCUACAAAUGGAGGAAAAGGAGACUAAAAGUAUGGAGAAAUUCUCCUGCAAGUACCAUGGAGACUUUUUCCUUGAGAAUAACCCUAUGUCUUUUCAGGAUGCAAUACAAGUCUAUCAAAGCCUGCCAAAACUUCUGGAUGCAAAUAAAGAAAACGUUGUACCAAUUAAGGUCUGGCUGUUGCCACUGACAUGCUUACAUGCAGGUGCUACUCAACUAGUACGCCAGUUAAGUGCACCAUUAAUACGUAAAACACAGAGUCUUUUUGAGGACUUCUCUGAGCUGGAAAUGAGGUCUAAUGAUGCACUGAAAACCACAAUUGCACAGCAGUUCCCAGAGGUUGGCAAAAAACUUAAAACAUUUAAAGCACUUUGCUUUGAUUUCAAGCUGGAAUUCCAACGAGACCUGGCAAAGAAACUUCCAUCAAUCCGGGGAGGAGGGGAACAGGAGGAUCUACUCUGUGACACCGUGAAAAAAAUUCAGUCUUCUCUCUUCAAAAACACAAACCUGAGCAAGUGGAUGGAUUGUAAAGAGAAAGAAAUCUACAACUUCAUGUCUUUCAUGAACAUAAUGAAAAACACCAAGAUCGUCCCAUCUGAAAAUGACCUGUACAAGGAAAUUGUUGGUGUAGAACACGCUGUGUGUUUCGUCUUCCCCUUGUUGGACAUAGCUGAACCAUUCCUGUCAGCUUUGUCAGACUACUCAGAAUCUACUCAACUUCCCCAAACUGAGAACACUGAAAAGGACUGGUUCUUUUCAAGAGAUAUAACUGAUGUAGUGAGGCAUAAAGCAAAGCUCUUUAGUGAUUUUGCUGAGGCCAACAAGGAGGACAACAACAUUAAGUUCCUGACAGUGGCUUUAACAAAUAAGGCCCAGAAAGGUCCAAGCAUCUACCUUUAUAAAGAAGGUUUUCCUGUCACUGAGGACUUUGAGCCACCGUCAAAGCCUGAAGAAGUGUCACCAAGUCAAAUAACUCAUAACAGCGUGACACUGAACAUUUUGCCACCCAAAUAUGGAGCAAAGAACAUCACCUCGUACUCUGUUGAGUACUGUGUCAGUGGAGACAGUGAAUGGCAACAAACACCAGCAUCAACAGCUGGAGAAGACACAAAAAGUGCAGAAGUUAAAGUGAUCGGUCUGAAGCCUGCCAUACAGUAUAUGUUCAGAUGCAGAGCCGUGACCUCAGCAGGUGUCGGGGCAGCCACAGAAGUCACGAUACAUACAUCCCGUUCCCGGUAA